AAAGACAACAACAACAACAACAACAACAACAACAACAACAUCAUCAACAGCAAGAUGGGGUCCGAGCUGAUGAUGAUGAUGAUGAUGAUGAUGAUGAUGAUUCCUUCGUUACCUGUACGCGGAACUGAGGCAGAACCAGCCUGGGGAAGAGAAGCUGGGGAAGGGAUCACAGCGCUACGGCAGAAGACACAGAGGGGGUGGUCGCCGUCUCUGCAGCAGGAGGAGACGGCAGAAACCGACCACUGGGGCUCUGAAGACGUCCCACCCUUGAGACCAGACCAGUGGCAACCCGUGGAAGCCUUAGGACCCCCGGCAGAGGAAGGGCGGCCGCGGAUACCCUUAGAGGAGGAGCUAUCAGAGCGGACCCGUGGGCAGCUUGAGGUUCUUGCUCGCUCGGCCCAUCUUGCUCAGCCUCGGUUUGGCCUCGACACCCCCCUCGACCCCUUAGCCUCGUCCUCGACCCUGAAGUAUGUCCAUGAAGGGGAACUCCUGAAGCUGCGUCUGCUCCUCGACAACCUCACCCUCGAAGGACUCAGCUCGCUCUCGGUGCAGGAGGUAACUUUCCAACGAGGACCAGACGGCGGAGAAGACGCAGAAGAUGAAGAUGACCUCGGACACGCACACACCCACGAAGACAUCGACGGAGACCCACAAACACACGCCAUACAACACGGGCGGAGGAACGGGCGUCGGGUGGCCAGUAGCAGGGGCUUGGUGCGUGCUGCCUUCUCUCAGGUGGUGGUGAGGGCGAGGUACCAGGUGAGGGGGAGUGCCGGGGGCUUCCUUACCUUCAGGGAGAGUGGGAACUUGACCCUCACCGCCCCGACCGUCUUUCUAACAUCCCGACUUGGUCUCAUCCUCCCGCCCCCGACGCCGCCGCUGUCCUCACCGCAACGGAAGGUCAAGACGCCUCAUAGGCGUCACGGGGGCCGGGUCAAGAUCGUGCGGGUUCGAAGUGAGAUCUCCACCGUCCCCACCACGCUCACCCUCCAGCCAGCCGCCCACCCGCCGCAGUGGGUGAGGCAGCAGGUGCAGACCAAGCUUGAGGAGCUGUCCGGGGACCUGAGCCACGGGCACGGCGCGGUGAGGCUGCUGCUGCACCGCUGGGGGAAGCUGCUCAAGCGACUCAUCCACCGCACGGCGCGCGCCAUCGCCUAGACGCUGCCCUUCCCGCCCCUCCCUCCCCACUCACCCGCACACCUGGACCUCCUGCUGUUGAUAAUUAACGAUCAAAAAAUCCUCGAGACAGGCAAUACAGAUCAAAAAGUUUAGUCAAGUCGGUCUGUUAACGAGGACUGGCGUGGCUUUAAACCGAACCGAUGCGCUCUAGACUCUAAGGGCUCGUUCACACUACAAGCAGAGCAGGGCAGAGCAGAGCGGAGCGGCUCGGUUAGGUGUUCACAUAUAAGCAGAGCAGGGCGACCUGCACAAGAAUCAUUCGCAGGCAACAGCUCGAUAAACUCCUCGGUGUUUAUCUUGAAGGAUGAUGAAAAUGUAACGAUUUACAAAGGAACAUGGAAUUUCGUUGUUAAAGCCAAGUCCCAUGGCUGUGUGGGUCACUGAUGAUUAUGUAUAGGAUCAGAAUAUCAUCAAAAUAGCUUUUCUAAACAUACGGCUAUUAUAUAUCAUUAAAUUGUACCUUAAUUAUGCACAAUCUGGUCAGUUUUUGUAAUUUUGGCUUCAGCAAUAAAAAUUCACCAAUGUAGAUAGCUUCUUGGCCAUGUUGAUUGAAGGGUGGAGCCGUGGAGGACCGCUAGCUGCGAGCAGCAAAAAAUACGACCAAAUUUCCCGAGCGUGCCACUCCGCUCCGCGCUGCGCCACUCCGCUUGAGGUGUGAACACCUGAGCGUCUGUACAUUCAAAACUAUCCAAAAAUUAAUGCCGCUAAUAACCGCUCUGCUCUGCCCUGCUCUGCUUGUAGUGUGAACGAACCCUAAGGCACACGAGCCGAACAUUUGAGUAUCUCUAAGCGGGGCACCAAGGCUUCCACACCCGUGAAGUCCUUGCGGGCCACCUGACGCUCUUGGUGUGGUAGUUGAGGGAGACAAACAAACCUCCUUAGUCGUCACUGAUAGUCGGAUAAAUAUUCAAUUCAACAGAUAAAUAUUCAAUUCAACAGAUAAAUAUUCAGUUCAACAGAUAAAUAUUCAAUUCAACAGAUAAAUAUUCAAUUCAACAGAUAAAUAUUCAGUUCAACAGAUAAAUAUUCAAUUCAACAGAUAAAUAUUCAAUUCAACAGGGAUAAAUAUUCAAUUCAACAGAUAAAUAUUCAAUUCAACAGAUAAAUAUUCAAUUCAACAGAUAAAUAUUCAGUUCAACAGAUAAAUAUUCAAUUCAACAGAUAAAUAUUCAAUUCAACAGAUAAAUAUUCAAUUCAACAGAUAAAUAUUCAGUUCAACAGAUAAAUAUUCAAUUCAACAGAUAAAUAUUCAAUUCAACAGAUAAAUAUUCAAUUCAACAGAUAAAUAUUCAAUUCAACAGGGAUAAAUAUUAAUUUCAACAGAGAUAAAUAUUCAAUUCAACAGAUAAAUAUUCAAUUCAACAGAUAAAUAUUCAAUUCAACAGAUAAAUAUUCAAUUCAACAGGGAUAAAUAUUAAUUUCAACAGAGAUAAAUAUUCAAUUCAACAGAUAAAUAUUCAAUUCAACAGAUAAAUAUUCAAUUCAACAGAUAAAUAUUCAAUUCAACAGAUAAAUAUUCAAUUCAACAGGGAUAAAUAUUAAUUUCAACAGAGAUAAAUAUUCAAUUCAACAGAUAAAUAUUCAAUUCAACAGAUAAAUAUUCAAUUCAACAGAUAAAUAUUCAUUUCAACAGAUAAAUAUUCAAUUCAACAGAUAAAUAUUCAAUUCAACAGGGAUAAAUAUUAAUUUCAACAGAAAUAAAUAUUCAAUUCAACAGAUAAAUAUUCAAUUCAACAGAUAAAUAUUCAAUUCAACAGAUAAAUAUUCAAUUCAACAGAUAAAUAUUCAUUUCAACAGAUAAAUAUUCAAUUCAACAGAUAAAUAUUCAAUUCAACAGGGAUAAAUAUUAAUUUCAACAGAAAUAAAUAUUCAAUUCAACAGAUAAAUAUUCAAUUCAACAGAUAAAUAUUAAAUUCAACAGAUAAAUAUUCAAUUCAACAGGGAUAAAUAUUAAUUUCAACAGAGAUAAAUAUUCAUUUCAACACAGAUAAAUAUUCAUUUCAACAGAGAUAAAUAUUCAUUUCAACAGAGAUAAAUAUUCAUUUCAACAGAGAUAAAUAUUCAAUUCAACAGAGAUAAAUAUUCAAUUCAACAGAUAAAUAUUCAAUUCAGCAGAUAAAUAUUCAUUUCAACAGAGAUAAAUAUUCAAUUCAACAGAGAUAAAUAUUCAAUUCAACAGAUAAAUAUUCAUUUCAACAGAGAUAAAUAUUCAAUUCAACAGAGAUAAAUAUUCAAUUCAACAGAUAAAUAUUAAUUUCAACAGAGAUAAAUAUUCAAUUCAACAGAGAUAAAUAUUCAAUUCAACAGAUAAAUAUUCAAUUCAACAGAUAAAUAUUCAAUUCAACAGAUAAAUAUUCAAUUCAACAGAUAAAUAUUCAUUUCAACAGAGAUAAAUAUUCAGUUCAACAGAGAUAAAUAUUCAUUUCAACAGAGAUGAAUAUUCAAUUCAACAGAGAUAAAUAUUCAAUUCAACAGAGAUAAAUAUUCAUUUCAACAGAUAAAUAUUCAUUUCAACAGAGAUGAAUAUUCAAUUCAACAGAGAUAAAUAUUCAAUUCAACAGAGAUAAAUAUUCAUUUCAACAGGGAUAAAUAUUCAUUUCAACAGAUAAAUAUUCAUUUCAACAGGGAUAAAUAUUCAUUUCAACAGAGAUAAAUAUUCAAUUCAACAGAGAUAAAUAUUCAAUUCAACAGAGAUAAAUAUUCAUUUCAACAGAUAAAUAUUCAUUUCAACAGAUAAAUGUUCAAUUCAACAGAGAUAAAUAUUCAUUUCAACAGAUAAAUAUUCAAUUCAACAGAGAUAAAUAUUCAUUUCAACAGAGAUAAAUAUUCAUUUCAACAGAGAUAUAUAUUCAUUUCAACAGAGAUAAAUAUUCAUUUCAACAGAGAUAAAUAUUCAUUUCAACAGAGAUAAAUAUCCAUUUCAACAGAUAAAUAUUCAAUUCAACAGAGAUAAAUAUUCAUUUCAACAGAGAUAAAUAUUCAUUUCAACAGAGAUAAAUAUUCAUUUCAACAGAUAAAUAUUCAUUUCAACAGAGAUAAAUAUUCAUUUCAACAGAGAUAAAUAUUCAUUUCAACAGAGAUAAAUAUUCAUUUCAACAGAGAUAAAUAUUCAUUUCAACAGAGAUAAAUAUUCAAUUCAACAGAGAUAAAUAUUCAAUUCAACAGAGAUAAAUAUUCAAUUCAACAGAUAAAUAUUCAAUUCAACAGAUAAAUAUUCAAUUCAACAGAUAAAUAUUCAUUUCAACAGAUAAAUAUUCAAUUCAACAGAUAAAUAUUCAAUUCAACAGAUAAAUAUUCAAUUCAACAGAUAAAUAUUCAAUUCAACAGAUAAAUAUUCAAUUCAACAGAUAAAUAUUCAAUUCAACAGAUAAAUAUUCAAUUCAACAGAUAAAUAUUCAAUUCAACAGAUAAAUAUUCAAUUCAACAGAUAAAUAUUCAGUUCAACAGAGAUAAAUAUUCAAUUCAACAGAGAUAAAUAUUCAAUUCAACAGAUAAAUAUUCAAUUCAACAGAUAAAUAUUCAAUUCAACAGAUAAAUAUUCAAUUCAACAGAGAUAAAUAUUCAAUUCAACAGAGAUAAAUAUUCAAUUCAACAGAUAAAUAUUCAAUCCAACAGAUAAAUAUUCAAUUCAACAGAGAUAAAUAUUCAAUUCAACAGAGAUAAAUAUUCAAUUCAACAGAGAUAAAUAUUCAAUUCAACAGAGAUAAUCCUUGUCACCCAAUAAAAAAAAUCUUUAAAAAUCUUAUUCGCAAAACUAGGCCAAGGCAAUGGUAGGAUCCUGAUGUAGAUAUGUAGAUAGUCAUUAGUUCUAAGGUCAACAUAUUACCUGUGCUGUACAUAGGAGCCACUUACCUGGGCAUGCCUGGGAAAGGUCAAAAUAAGCUGUAGCAUAAUUACUGUACUCUUCAUUACCUUUAUUAGUGUAGCUUGUUGUUAGUGUAGAAGAUAUGUGAACUAACCUCUGUGUGUGUGUGUGUGUGUGUGUGUGUGUGUGUGUGUGUGAGAGUGAGAGAGAGAGAGAAAGAAAAUGUAAUACAGUGUUGUAAUAGAUAAUUUAUAAGGAACAUCACCUUUGUAGAAUUCCACCACUAGAGUCAGUCCUUGUAAUCUCUGUAGUCAUGUAAGGUUGAUAAGUGCAUUGUAAUCAACAGUAACUAACACUUUGUAUAUAAAUAACUAUCGACAAAAAUAUA
Molecule: messenger RNA, 5372 nt
Organism: Eriocheir sinensis (Chinese mitten crab)
Lineage: Eukaryota; Metazoa; Arthropoda; Malacostraca; Decapoda; Varunidae
Exons: 5
Coding region: 55-1158 (367 amino acids)
Source: RefSeq, a predicted model, not a curated record